Molecule: messenger RNA, 3641 nt
Organism: Eubalaena glacialis (North Atlantic right whale)
Lineage: Eukaryota; Metazoa; Chordata; Mammalia; Artiodactyla; Balaenidae
Gene: IDE
Product: insulin degrading enzyme
Exons: 25
Coding region: 54-3113 (1019 amino acids)
Biological process (GO): peptide catabolic process
Cellular component (GO): cytosol; peroxisomal matrix; mitochondrion
Molecular function (GO): metalloendopeptidase activity; metal ion binding
Source: RefSeq, a predicted model, not a curated record
GCUCCGGCGCAAGGAGGAAGCGUUCGCUGUGGUCCCGGCGGCUGCGCUGGGGUAUGCAGUACCGGCUAACGUGGCUGCUGCACCCCGCGCUGUCCAGCACCUUCCGCUCGGUCCUCGGCGCCCGCCUGCCCCCUCCGGAGCGCCUCUGUGGUUUCCAAAAAAAGACUUACAGCAAAAUGAAUAAUCCAGUUAUCAAGAGAAUAGGAAAUCAUAUCAUCAAAUCUCCUGAAGACAAGCGAGAAUACCGUGGACUAGAGCUGGCCAAUGGGAUCAAAGUACUUCUCAUCAGUGAUCCCACAACAGAUAAAUCAUCAGCAGCACUUGAUGUACACAUAGGUUCCUUGUCAGAUCCUGCAAAUAUUGCUGGCUUAAGUCAUUUUUGUGAACAUAUGCUAUUUUUAGGAACAAAGAAAUACCCUAAAGAAAAUGAAUACAGCCAGUUUCUCAGUGAGCAUGCAGGAAGUUCAAAUGCCUUUACUAGUGGAGAGCAUACCAAUUACUAUUUUGAUGUUUCUCAUGAACACCUAGAAGGUGCCCUAGACAGGUUUGCACAGUUUUUCCUGUGCCCCUUGUUUGAUGAGAGUUGCAAAGACAGAGAGGUAAAUGCAGUUGAUUCAGAACAUGAGAAGAAUGUGAUGAAUGAUGCUUGGAGACUCUUUCAGUUGGAAAAAGCUACAGGGAAUCCCAAACACCCCUUCAGCAAAUUUGGAACAGGUAACAAACAUACUCUAGAGACUAGACCAAACCAAGAAGGCAUUGAUGUAAGACAAGAGCUACUGAAAUUCCAUUCUACUUAUUAUUCAUCCAACUUAAUGGCUAUUUGUGUUUUAGGUCGAGAAUCUUUAGAUGACUUGACUGAUCUGGUGGUGAAGUUAUUUUCUGAAGUGGAGAACAAAAAUGUCCCAUUGCCAGAAUUUCCUGAACAUCCUUUCCAAGAAGAACAUCUUAAACAACUUUACAAAAUAGUACCCAUUAAGGACAUUAGGAAUCUUUACGUGACAUUUCCCAUACCUGACCUUCAGAAAUACUACAAAUCAAAUCCUGGUCAUUAUCUUGGUCAUCUCAUUGGGCAUGAAGGUCCUGGGAGUCUGUUAUCAGAACUUAAAUCAAAGGGCUGGGUAAAUACUCUUGUUGGUGGGCAAAAGGAAGGAGCCCGAGGUUUUAUGUUUUUUAUCAUUAAUGUGGACUUGACUGAGGAAGGAUUAUUACAUGUUGAAGAUAUAAUUUUGCACAUGUUUCAAUACAUUCAGAAGUUACGUGCGGAAGGACCUCAAGAAUGGGUUUUCCAAGAGUGCAAGGACUUGAAUGCUGUUGCUUUUAGGUUUAAAGAUAAAGAGAGGCCACGGGGUUAUACCUCUAAGAUUGCAGGAAUAUUGCAUUAUUAUCCCCUAGAAGAAGUGCUCACAGCUGAAUAUUUACUGGAAGAAUUUAGACCCGAUUUAAUAGAGAUGGUUCUCGAUAAACUCAGACCAGAAAAUGUCCGGGUUGCAAUAGUUUCCAAAUCUUUUGAAGGAAAAACUGAUCACACAGAAGAGUGGUACGGAACCCAGUACAAACAAGAAGCUAUACCAGAUGAAGUCAUUAAGAAAUGGCAAAAUGCUGAUCUGAAUGGGAAAUUUAAACUUCCAACGAAGAAUGAAUUUAUUCCUGCAAAUUUUGAGAUUUUAUCGUUAGAAAAAGAAGCAACACCAUACCCUUCUCUUAUUAAGGAUACAGCUAUGAGCAAACUCUGGUUCAAACAAGAUGAUAAGUUUUUCUUGCCCAAGGCCUGUCUCAACUUUGAAUUUUUCAGUCGCUACAUUUAUGCUGAUCCUCUCCAUUGCAACAUGACAUACCUGUUUAUCAGGUUAUUGAAGGAUGAUUUAAAAGAGUAUACAUAUGCAGCACGCCUCUCAGGUUUGAGCUAUGGCAUUGCAUCAGGAAUGAAUGCAAUACUUCUCUCAGUGAAAGGUUAUAAUGACAAGCAGCCAAUUUUGCUAAAGAAGAUCAUUGAGAAAAUGGCUACCUUUGAGAUUGAUGAAAAAAGAUUUGAAAUUAUCAAGGAGGCAUAUAUGCGAUCUCUUAACAAUUUCCGAGCUGAGCAGCCACACCAGCACGCCAUGUACUACCUCCGCUUGCUGAUGACUGAAGUGGCCUGGACUAAAGAUGAAUUGAAAGAAGCCCUGGAUGAUGUUACCCUUCCUCGCCUUAAGGCCUUCAUACCUCAGCUCCUGUCACGGCUGCACAUUGAAGCCCUUCUCCAUGGAAACAUAACAAAGCAGGCUGCAUUAGGAAUUAUGCAGAUGGUUGAAGACACCCUUAUUGAACAUGCUCAUACAAAACCUCUCCUUCCAAGUCAGCUGGUUCGGUAUAGAGAAGUUCAGCUCCCUGACAGAGGAUGGUUUGUCUAUCAGCAGAGGAAUGAAGUUCACAAUAACUGUGGCAUCGAGAUAUACUACCAAACAGACAUGCAGAGCACCUCGGAGAACAUGUUUCUGGAGCUCUUCUGUCAGAUCAUCUCCGAGCCGUGCUUCAACACCCUGCGCACCAAGGAACAGCUGGGCUAUAUUGUCUUCAGCGGGCCACGCCGAGCCAACGGCAUACAGGGCUUACGGUUCAUCAUCCAGUCGGAAAAGCCACCUCACUACCUAGAAAGCCGAGUGGAAGCUUUCUUAAUUACCAUGGAAAAGUCCAUAGAGGACAUGACAGAAGAAGCCUUCCAAAAACACAUCCAAGCAUUAGCGAUUCGUCGACUAGACAAACCAAAGAAACUGUCUGCAGAGUGUGCUAAAUACUGGGGGGAAAUCAUCUCCCAGCAAUACAAUUUUGACAGAGAUAAUAUAGAAGUUGCCUAUUUAAAAACACUUACCAAGGAAGAUAUUAUCAAAUUCUAUAAGGAAAUGUUGGCGGUAGAUGCCCCGAGAAGACAUAAGGUAUCCGUCCAUGUUCUUGCCAGAGAAAUGGAUUCUUGUCCUGUGGUUGGAGAGUUCCCAUGUCAAAAUGAUAUAAAUUUGUCACAAGCACCAGCCUUGCCACAACCUGAAGUGAUUCAGAACAUGACUGAGUUCAAGCGUGGUUUGCCACUGUUUCCCCUUGUGAAACCACAUAUUAACUUCAUGGCUGCAAAACUCUGAAGAUUCCUCACGGGCGGGAAAGUGCAAGUGGAUGCAUUCCUGAGUCUUCCAAGGGCUAGGAAAACAAUCUUGGCCACUUUAAUAUUUUAUGGUUCACUAUUAGAGAGACAAACAGAAAAAAAAAAGUUGUCAAAUGUCAUUAUGUAGAAAUAUUAAAAAUCCAAAGUAAUUAAAUUACAAAAUCUUAUAGAUGUAGAAUAUUUUUAAAAUACAUGCCUCUUAAUAUUUUAAAAGUUUUCAUUACUAAGAGAAAUGUCCCUUAUAACAAUACUUAAAAUGAUGGAUGAUAUUCCUAUAGAAACUUUCUUCCUUAUUCUGUAAAAUAGUCACUUGUCAGAAGGAAAAUAUGUUAGCUUUUUUCUAAAAGCCUCCUAGGUUGACAGAAAAGACUUCAAAACAUAUAGAAAGAUAAUACCUUUUUAAAAAUGGAUCCUCAAUUUUGCUUUCUACUUAAUGGUUUCAUGUAAAUAAUGGAGAACAUUACAUUUGGCAGAUAAUGAACAAAGCAAUGUAAUUUUCUUUUAUUAG